UCACAUUGUUCUCUUUCUCCAGAACCCACCCAGAUCUAUCGGUUUCUGAGGACCAGGAAUCUGAUCGCACCUAUCUUCUUGCAUCGGACACUCACUUACAUGUCUCACCGUAACUCACGAUCAAACGCCAGAAGGAAGACUUUUAAGGUGAAUGACCUGCUGUCAAAGGUGGAGAAGAUGAGGGGCGAGCAUGAGACGGACAGUCUAUCGGCCCAUCUGCAGCUCACGUUUACUGGCUUCUUCCAUAAAAGUGAUAAGCCCGCUCCAAACUCUGAGAAUGAUCAAAACUCUGUAACCCUGGAGGUUCUGCUUGUAAAGGUGUGCCACAAGAAACGCAAGGUAAGCACCCUGACCUAGAGAGAUGUAUAUAUGUGACUGCUCCGGACCUAGAG
Hyla sarda is the source of this 392-nucleotide messenger RNA. RefSeq names its product polycomb protein SUZ12-like. Bases 100 to 357 code for a protein of 85 amino acids. NCBI's taxonomy places the organism in Eukaryota, Metazoa, Chordata, Amphibia, Anura, Hylidae. The transcript is spliced from 5 exons. The record is from RefSeq and is a predicted model, not a curated record.